CCAAACCCUCACUGUCCCUCGUACUCCUACUGCACCACUCACCAUUCCCUUUCAACAUCCCUCUCUCGCUCUGCUUCCCGAAGAACCAGAGAGCAUGGAGCCCUACUUCCUAUCUUCCUUCCUCUUACUUGUUUGCAUUUUCACAUCUGCAGAUGCGGGAUCUAUCGGGGUGAACUAUGGGAGAAUAGCAAACAACCUGCCAGCGGCUGCGAAAGUGGUGCAGCUGGUUAAAUCUCAAGGUUUAGAGCGGAUAAAGGUUUACGACACCGACCCUGUUGUGCUCAAAGCCUUAUCUGGUUGCGGUAUUAAAGUCACUGUUGAUUUACCAAAUGGGCUUCUCUACUCAGCUGCCAAAAACCCUUCCUUUGCCCGAACUUGGGUUCAGAAAAACGUCGUCGCUUACCACCCCUCCACGCAAAUCGAAGCCAUUGCCGUUGGAAAUGAAGUUUUCGUUGACCCACACAACACCACCAAGUUUCUCAUUCCAGCCAUGAGAAAUAUCCAUCAAGCCUUGGUCAAGUUUAACCUCCAUUCCUCUAUUAAGGUCUCUUCUCCUGUAGCUUUAAGCGCUCUCCAAUCCUCUUACCCAUCUUCAGCUGGGUCAUUCCGACCCGAGUUAAUCGAACCCGUAUUCAAGCCCAUGUUGGACUUCCUCCGCCAAACCGGGUCUUACCUCAUGGUCAAUGCCUAUCCUUUCUUCGCUUACGAGUCCAACUCUGAUGUCAUUUCACUAGAUUACGCUUUGCUUAGAGAAAACCCGGGUGUUGUGGAUUCCGGGAACGGGUUAAGGUACUUUAGUCUCUUUGAUGCCCAAAUAGACGCCGUUUUUGCCGCGUUGUCCGCUUUGAAGUACGAUGACAUAAAAAUAGUUGUUACCGAGACAGGGUGGCCAUCUAAAGGCGACGAGAAUGAGAUUGGUAGUGGCGUGGAAAAUGCUGCUGCAUACAACGGCAAUCUCGUCCGUAGGAUCCUCACUGGUGGCGGAACCCCCUUAAGACCACAGGCUGACCUGACUGUUUACCUCUUCGCCCUCUUCAACGAAAACGAAAAGGAUGGGCCCACAUCAGAGAGAAAUUAUGGGCUUUUUUACCCCGACGAGCAAAAGGUUUAUGAUAUCCCAUUUACUUUGGAGGGGCUCAAGAGUUACAAGGAUAGCAACCGGUCCUCGGACACCGGAAGUCAUCAAGUUGCUGCUCCGGUCAAUGGAGGCGUGUCCAAGAGUACUACAGGGAAAACGUGGUGCGUCGCAAACCCUGAAGCGGGAAAACAGAAGCUACAGGCGGGUCUAGACUUUGCAUGUGGCGAGGGAGGUGCUGAUUGCCGUUCGAUCCAGCCUGGUGCAACGUGUUAUGAUCCUAACACGCUCGUGGCCCACUCAUCGUUCGCGUUCAACAGUUAUUACCAGAAACAAGGACGUGGAAUGGGUGACUGUUAUUUUGGAGGAGCAGCUUAUGUUGUUACUCAAGAACCAAAGUUUGGGCAGUGCGAGUUUCCCACAGGAUAUUGAAGAGAAUUCUGAAGCAAGGGUUUGGAUUGACACCAUUGAAGGCUAGUUUGACUGUAGUUGUUCUUUGUUUUUUUGGGGGGGUGGGGGGUUCACUGUAUUUUAUUCUGCAGAAGUUGGAGCUGGUAGACAAUUUAUUUUGAGUAGAUUGUCUGUGUAAUUAUAUAGUCCAAAAUGUUCCUAUCUUGCUUACUAUUUAUUGAAGGCUCAUUGAUGGCUUGUUUUUAA
Molecule: messenger RNA, 1732 nt
Organism: Populus nigra (black poplar)
Lineage: Eukaryota; Viridiplantae; Streptophyta; Magnoliopsida; Malpighiales; Salicaceae
Product: glucan endo-1,3-beta-glucosidase 12-like
Exons: 3
Coding region: 95-1507 (470 amino acids)
Biological process (GO): carbohydrate metabolic process
Cellular component (GO): plasma membrane
Molecular function (GO): hydrolase activity, hydrolyzing O-glycosyl compounds
Source: RefSeq, a predicted model, not a curated record